CCAUUCUAUAUUGUUGGCCUACUGUUACAUCCAAGAGGUGCCCCACCAGAUCAACGGUCCCGAUUCGGGGUCACCAUACCCUUUUGCCACGUUGUAAGUUGGGACGCCACGUCAUUCAACCCCAUUUCUCCUUCCCGAAACCAGAAAACCCCCGAGAGAGUGAAAAAGGAAAAGGAGAGAUGGUAUGGACAAGGGUCCUUCCUCCUCUGUUGAAGAUCUCAUCAAUCUCAAGACCUUCCAAUCUUAUUCGUUUCUCGACGUCGGUGGAGACCAGAAAACCCAAAACCCUAGCUCGCAAGGUAAUUCCAGUUUUGAUCUUCAGUCUCACCGGCGGUAUAGGUCUCAGCGCUCUCGACGAUCUCCUCAUCUAUCAUCAAUGUAGCAGUAAGGCUAUGGAGAAAGCCAGUCAGCACCAGACAAUUCUAGAUGCUCUUGGGGAGCCGAUCCUAAGGGGUCCAUGGUAUAAUGCAUCGCUUGCAGUGGCCCAUCGAAGGAAUUCUGUGUCUUGCACAUUUCCCGUGUCCGGGCCACAAGGAACUGGUAUUUUUCAGCUGACGGCUGUUCGUCAUGGAGAUGAUUCGUGGUUUCCAUAUUUAGGGCACAGAGACUGGGACAUUCUAAUAAUGGAAGCCCUCCUUCAUGUUCCUGGGAAUGAAGAGAAGCACCAGACGUUCCGGAUCAGUCUCUCAGACAACAUUCCACUUCCUGCCUCUACAGAAUGCAAUGAUUGCAACAGGUCUCAAGAAUCUGUGAGCCCAGAAAAAAAGUGAAAUUUAUUGAAAAUUUUGCAUGGGAAAGUUGAUUUAUUUGUUUUUAUUUUUUAUGUUAUGUUCUUGUAUGAAUCAAAUAGUAGGAGAAUGUCACAUUGCCUGAGGAAGCACCGCUCUUGUGCAAGACUUUUUUUGUACCGAAUUGUUCUGAAAGUUACCUGAAUAAAAUGCCUUUAGAAUUGUGAAUUUCCCUAA
This is a messenger RNA of Magnolia sinica, 965 nucleotides long. RefSeq lists its product as uncharacterized. The record is from RefSeq and is a predicted model, not a curated record. Lineage: Eukaryota; Viridiplantae; Streptophyta; Magnoliopsida; Magnoliales; Magnoliaceae. The transcript has 4 exons. Bases 180 to 770 code for a protein of 196 amino acids.